AUGAACCCUAUAUUUGUCAGAAAUUUACAUAAGGCUGCAACAAGACUGGCAGCGUAUUCAGAGCCAGCUCAUCAAGGAAUCACACCAGCCAGGUGGUUUUCCACGCUGGGCGGAGUUGGUUGUCUUUUGGCGGGCGGGGCUUUGGUUGUCGCAUACAGAAACAAUGACCAACACAGCAGUAUUCGCCAAAUUUUCAGGAACGAGAGAGGCCAUUCUGGUGUUACUCGCCACGACUGA
Messenger RNA from Zygotorulaspora mrakii, 237 nucleotides. RefSeq lists its product as uncharacterized. The coding region runs from base 1 to 237 and encodes 78 amino acids. NCBI's taxonomy places the organism in Eukaryota, Fungi, Ascomycota, Saccharomycetes, Saccharomycetales, Saccharomycetaceae. The record is from RefSeq and is a predicted model, not a curated record. The transcript has a single exon.